UCUGAGUGGAUCACUUCCAAUGAUCACGAUGCGAUCAGACUCAUUGAUUUGGCUGUGAUGUGGUGUUUGGCUGAACCUCCUCAUCCUCUCCGCUCCGACGUCUGCGCUGAAAAGGUGAACGCUUUCCUUCUUUCUUUCGGCCGCUAUGAGACGAAUAACGGGGAAGGCGAAGGAUGAAACUUUAAUCGAGCUGCAGAGCGCCACCGACUGUCAGACUGGAGAUGGUCCUGCAGUGCUGGCAGCGUUCAGGAUAAACCUGCAGUCAGAUGAAAACAGUGGCAAUCAUGUCAAUUCUUCCUCUGAAGCAGAGAUGCUGCCUGGACAGACAGAAACAGAACGGCUACAACCCAGUAAAGACACCGUGUUCUUCAGGGACGGCGUUCGCCGGAUCGACUUUGUGUUGUCGUAUGUUGAUGACAAAGAUGGAGAAAAGAAGCAGGAAAGAAGGAGGGAGUUUGAGGCCAACCUUGAGAAAGCAGGACUGGAGCUGGAGACUGAGGAUAAAUCUGACUCAAAAGAUCAAAAGACAUAUUUCUUGAAGAUCCAUGCUCCAUGGGAAGUACUUGCAACCUACGCUGAUGUCCUGAAGAUCAAGGUUCCAUUCAAAGACAGCGAUAUCCCACAUGGUCAGGACGUCCCACUGGAGUGGCUCUCACGUCCCUUCCGCCUGCCUCAUCCCAUUAUGCAUCCAGCACCAGAUUAUUUUACUUACCCCUUCGACAAGAGCAAGACUGACUUUUUCCUCAUCAAGGACAAAGAUACAUUCUUCCCACCAUCCACAAGAAACAGAAUUGUGUUCUAUAUCCUUGCUCGUAGUGCAUACUGCAAGGACGGUCAGAGAGAUAAAGGCAAGACCGGAAUCAAACGAUUACUCAGUAAUGGGACCUACACAGCUGCCUACCCACUUCAUGACUCUCGAUAUUGGAAAAGGGCAAGAAACGCUGAAUGUGAGAGUGAGCGCUACAAUCUGUACAAGCACUGGGCCAGAUUUCUCUGUUUUUACAAGGAACAGCCUCUCAAUCUUAUCAGGAAGUACUACGGAGAAAAGAUUGGGAUCUACUUUGCCUGGCUGGGAUUCUACACAGAGAUGUUGUUCUUUGCAGCUGUAAUGGGCUUUUUGUGUUUUGUCUACGGAGUGCUUAGUUAUGAUGACAACGUGUCAAGCAAAGAAAUAUGUGAUGUGGCUAUUGGAGGCAGUAUUGUGAUGUGUCCGCUUUGUGAUAAAAAGUGCACCUUCUGGAAGCUCAACUCCACAUGUCUCUCAUCCUGGCAAUCCCAUCUGUUUGAUAAUGAGGGAACGGUGUUCUUUGCCAUAUUUAUGGGAAUUUGGGUCACUCUGUUUCUGGAGUUCUGGAAACGACGCCAAGCCCGCCUGGAGUACGAGUGGGACUUGGUGGACUUUGAAGAGGAACAGCAGCAGCUUCAAAUCCGACCAGAAUUUGAGAUCAGAUGCACGAACAGGAGGCUCAACAGGAUCACUCAGGAAAUGGAGCCGUAUCUCCCCGUCACCAGCAAGUGUGCGCGGUUCUGCCUGUCAACAGCCACUGUUAUCUUCUGGAUCUCUCUGAUCGUGGCCUGUAUUAUUGGUGUCAUAGCGUACAGGCUGGCCGUGUUCGCUGCCUUCGCGAGCAUCAUGAAAGACCCCAUGAGGAAGAUCCAGUUGGUGGGCAACCUCAUCACACCGCAGCUAGCAACAUCUGUCACGGCUUCCUGCAUCAACUUUGUCAUCAUCAUGAUCCUGAACUUCUUUUAUGAGAGGGUGGCCAUUUGGAUCACUGAUAUGGAAAUCCCCAAAACCCAUCUGGAGUAUGAGAACAGACUCACCAUGAAGAUGUUCCUGUUCCAGUUUGUCAACUACUACUCGUCUUGUUUCUAUGUUGCCUUCUUCAAAGGCAAAUUUGUGAAUUAUCCUGGUGACUACUCGUACAUGUUUGGCAAUUGGAGCAGACUGAGGAAUGAGGAGUGUGACCCUGGAGGCUGUCUUAUUGAGCUGACCACACAGCUGGUGAUUGUCAUGACAGGGAAACAAGUGUGGGGAAACAUUCAGGAAGCCCUGCUGCCGCUGAUUUGUAACUGGUGGAGCAGCAGAAAGGGGCGACAUAAUCCAGAGAACCACUUCAGCCGCUGGGAACAAGACUAUGUCUUGCAGAACUUCACCCAGCUGGGCCUGUUCUAUGAGUAUCUGGAGAUGGUGAUCCAGUUUGGCUUCAUCACUCUGUUUGUAGCCUCUUUCCCCUUGGCUCCUCUCUUGGCUCUCUUCAACAACAUCCUGGAGGUCCGAGUGGAUGCCUGGAAGUUUACCACCCAGUUCAGACGGCCAGUUGCAUCAAAAGCCCGAAACAUUGGAGCGUGGCAGGAGAUCCUCAACGCGGUGGCCAUUUUGUCUGUUGUCACUAAUGCAUUCAUCAUGGCAUUCACCUCGGACAUGAUUCCCCGUCUGGUCUACCUGUAUGCCUACAGCAAAGAAGCCAGUAUGAGGGGCUACGUUAACAACAGUCUAUCAAUAUACAAUAUCUCUCAGAUCCGUGAGGAAAACAUUCCAGAGGAACCACCUGACUGGUUUGAUAACUCUACCACCACCUGCAGAUACCGUGACUACCGUUAUCCUCCAGGACAUCAGAGGGAGUACACUCAUACUAUGCAGUUCUGGCACAUCCUUGCAGCCAAAAUGGCCUUCAUCAUUAUCAUGGAGCAUGUGGUCUUUGUGGUGAAGUUCUUUGUGGCAUGGAUGAUUCCCGACGUUCCAUCCGAUGUGAAGGCCCGGAUUAAACGUGAACGCUUCCUGAUUCAGGAGUACCUCCACAACUACGAGGUAGAGAAGCUCAAAAUGCAGCUGAGCGCCAGUUUCAUCACAGACCCCCCCUCGGAGUUCUCCUGUAUAUCCGACAAGCACGAAAUAUUGUCAGAGUGCCUCUAGGCCCUCCUUCACACUGCCAAAUGUUCCAUCCAAGAAUGCCUGUUUGUGGAAGUUUGAUUACUACAGAGACCAAUCCAACGGAAGGGCUUCUGUGCCAUAAGGACAUUAUUAUCUUUUCUUGUCGGACUCCGGCAUUUGGAUCUGUGUAGGUUGAGACAAAUCCCCAGUGCAACAAAAAAUUAGCCUGUGUAGCAUAAAAUGAUUCCACAUCAUACUGUAGAUUAAUAUCAACUUGGACAGCGAUUGUGAGUACAGUUUGCUGUCACGCUUUCCUGUCAAUCAUUCUUUCCAACCCACCUGUCGUGACUGAGAAGGAAAAAAAAGAACAACUUUUGUGUAAUUUCUGGAAAAUUUGUGAUACUGAAUCUGUGAAUAUGUGUAAUUACCAAUUAAGAAGAGCAGAUUAACUGUGUGCAUGUGAUCACUGUCAUUAGGGUGAAGCCCAAACACGCUGCUAUAGAUGUCAGCUGUGAAAGCCUUUAGCCCACGUGAAGAUUCAUAUCAUUUACAAGUGUUACGCACCGCUUACCGUUUCCGCUCUUUUCUCUGUGAAUGUGCAAAAGCAUUAUUCUGAAAUCUUUAAAUGGGCUUAUUUCUCACAAUGUUUUAUAACGAUGUUUUAAACAGUAUUUCCACCAAUGCACAGCUGCAAAGAAGAUUGUCAGUUUGUUUUUUGUUUCUAGAGAACCUCUUUAAAACUGCAGUUAAGACCAAGUAAUAAUCAGACUGAUACUGUAAGGUGAUCUAUUCUGCCUGAGGGUGAUAUAUUUAAUUAAUUUAUAAUGACACAGUAGCUGGAACGUUAAUGGGUUAGAACCAUCAUCUUUAGUAAUCUGUUAACGUCAUAGCAGGUCACGUGUUCUGUAGAUAGUAUGAAGAAAUAUUUAUAGUUCACUUUUGUGCAAUUUUAUUGAUCAAAGGUCAGUUUAUGGUCUGAUGCAUAUGUUUUCCGGGGGGCGGAGAUGGAUCUCUCAUCAAUUUAACAGCAGUACCAAAUAUCUUACCUUUAAACCUCUUUGUCUUGUCCAUGCCAAAAAAAAAACCUAUCUGCUGCAAUCUUUGUGCAAGACAAAUCCACGCACAUCUCUCUUUACAUCAUCUUAGUAUUUGUCUCAUGCAAGUGUUUUAUAAAAGCUUAUCAAUCUCACCCCACUCUGUCAGUGGAUUUAUUUAUUAUUAUUUUGUUUGUUUGUUUUGCUUGAGACCUCUGUGAUUUAUGCUGUAUAUGAAAAUGUCGCUGUGAUUCCAAGUAUCAGCAAGUCAAAUUUGGCAGUCAAAAAACUAGUCCGAUAUUCAUUGUCUCAGGACAAAUGCGCCGCUGUCGUCGGACACAACGUGCAGAUGAAGGUUUUGCAAUGUGUAUUGCAAAAAAUGCAUGAUGCUUUUCCAAACAAACAAUGAAAAAAGAUGCCUUAAAUGUGUGUUUACUUGUUUUUCUACAAGUGUGCAAUUUCCUGUUUGAAAUUUGAAGUUUGGUGUUAUUCCUUGUAAAGAUUUGCGUGCCUCACUGUGCAUGAAGUGCUGUUUCGUGAACCACGGUCUAAUUUUACUGUAGCCUUGUGUACAUAAAUAUAGUUAUGAUGUUCAUAUUUGCAAUAAAUGAAGAAAUAAGUUAUGGAA
Messenger RNA from Thalassophryne amazonica, 4537 nucleotides. RefSeq names its product anoctamin 5b (gene ano5b). Gene Ontology annotation, biological process: chloride transmembrane transport. Gene Ontology annotation, cellular component: plasma membrane. The coding region runs from base 146 to 2917 and encodes 923 amino acids. The transcript is spliced from 21 exons. Lineage: Eukaryota; Metazoa; Chordata; Actinopteri; Batrachoidiformes; Batrachoididae. Gene Ontology annotation, molecular function: protein dimerization activity; chloride channel activity. The record is from RefSeq and is a predicted model, not a curated record.